This is a messenger RNA of Tachysurus vachellii, 4765 nucleotides long. RefSeq names its product wingless-type MMTV integration site family, member 9A (gene wnt9a). The transcript has 4 exons. The record is from RefSeq and is a predicted model, not a curated record. Gene Ontology annotation, cellular component: extracellular region. Bases 64 to 1149 code for a protein of 361 amino acids. Gene Ontology annotation, biological process: cell fate commitment; multicellular organism development; neuron differentiation. NCBI's taxonomy places the organism in Eukaryota, Metazoa, Chordata, Actinopteri, Siluriformes, Bagridae. Gene Ontology annotation, molecular function: frizzled binding; cytokine activity.
UGAGCAGCAGCAGGAGCAGGAGCUCAGACGGAGCGCAAUGGUCUGCUGCAGAGACGCUGCAAAAUGCCGGAUGGACGAGUCGCCGUGCGGGCAUGGAGCACUCUCACUCUCAUAGCGGCGCUGUGCAGCCUCCCACCCCCAUCCCACACCUACUUUGGACUGACGGGGAAUGAGCCCCUGUCCAUGCUACCUCUGAGCUUCCAGCCCGAGGACGGACCAGCGAGGGCACACUACAAACUCUGCGACCGGCUCAAACUGGAGAAGAAGCAGCGCAGGAUGUGCAGACGAGACCCAGGCGUGGCUGAGACACUCGUGGAUGCCAUUAGCCUUAGUGCACAAGAGUGUCAAUACCAAUUUCGCUUCGAGAGGUGGAACUGCACCUUAGAGGGGCGCUACAGAGCAAACAUUUUAAAAAGAGGUUUUAAAGAGACGGCGUUCCUCUACGCGAUCUCUUCAGCUGGUUUGACCCAUGCCAUGGCUAAAGCGUGCAGCGCAGGACGGAUGGAGCGCUGCACUUGUGACGAGGCUCCUGACCUGGAGAACCGAAAGGCCUGGCAAUGGGGGGGCUGCGGGGACAACCUUAAAUACAGCAACAAGUUCGUCAAGGACUUCCUGGGCAAGAGGUCUAACAAGGACCUGCGAGCCCGCGUUGACAUGCACAACAGCCACGUUGGCAUGAAGGUCAUUAAGGCUGGUGUGGAUACAACCUGUAAGUGUCACGGCGUGUCAGGCUCGUGUACGGUGCAGACAUGUUGGCGUCAGUUAGCGCCAUUCCACAAAAUUGGCAUGGUUUUGAAGCAGCGCUACGAGACCGCACUCAAGAUAGCCAGCGCCACCAACCAGGCGAAAGGUGAGGGCGAGCUGCCCAACGCACCACCUCGUACCCGAGCCGAGCCUUUCUCACGCACCUCUGACCUCCUGCACAUCGAGGACUCGCCCAAUUUCUGCCAGGCCAGCAUAUACUCGGCUGGGACAGCAGCACGAAAGUGCCACAAAGACAAGAACUGUGACGCCAUCUGCUGUGGGCGUGGCCAUAACACGCAGAGCCGCGUGCUGACCCGACCGUGCCAAUGCCAGGUGCGCUGGUGCUGCUACGUUGAAUGCAAGCAGUGCACGCAAAAAGAGGAAGUGUAUACAUGCAAGGGGUAAAAAAUAAUACCCCAGCAGCCACACACCAUGGACAACGAGGGUUUCUGAGCCUGACUGGAAAAGUGACGGACGGUCGUACACUUUCAGACCAAAAAAAAAGCAUUAACUUCUCUCUUCUAUCUCAAAUGGACGGAUUUUAACUUUUUUGGUGAAAAUUAUUUCCAGGGACUUUUUUUCCUUUGACACUCUGGAAACCUUCAGAAAAUUAACCAGGGGAGAAAAGUUGGUCUACAAUCUCAUACUUCAUGAGACUGUGUGUGUGUUUGUGUGUGUGUGUUUGUGUGUGUGUGUGUGUUUGUGUGUGCUUGCAUGCUAUCAUUAUAAGUGAGAAAAAAUACCGACGGGGUGUGAGAUUUGUUCGAGAAGCACAUACCUUCUUCACCCACACUACAGUGUGUAUAUGCACCGUGUACAUAGAUUAAAUUGUAUUAUAAUUAUUUUAUAUAGAAUAUAUAUAUAUACACACCACUUAUCAGAAAUAUGUCAUAAGAAAAAGCAGAGAGUAAUAACCACUAAGCACAACAGUGUGCUCUUGUUCACUUGGAUUUUCUUAGAUUUCUUGACAAGGCCCUUUAGAACCAAAGCAGAAACAUGACUUAGCUUCAGGGGACAAACGAACAUGUGAUUUUAUAUCAUCAGAAAUGAAAUGUUUCCAUUACACACAAUGUAGUCACACUGCUAGCUAUAAACUCCAGACAACUUCAGUUAGCAUGGUUAGCCUUGUUGCUGUAGAAAAUGACAAAAACAACAGCGAGUACGUCUCAGCCGACUGGCUACAUUUAGGGGGAUAGGGACAACGUGGACAUUUUUGGUCCAAAUAAUCACUUUAAAUGUUUUUGACUUAGCAAUGAUGACUAUUCAGGGAAUCUUCUGUAAAACCACUAAUCAUGUGAUCCGUUGUAACAAAUUCAGUGCUGACUCGUUGCUCCAAAAGCAAUCUGACAGUUUUAAUAAGAGCCUGAAUAGACAGCGCUUCCACUGACAUCAAGCCUGUGUCCCAAAUGCUAGCAUGCACUACACAUUAGCGUUAUUCAUAAGAACAACAGCUAGCAAAUAACGCAGGAUGAUUUUGCUAGCUAGCAAGUAGCAGAUAUAUUUAACGCCAAUAUAGAACCAAGUCGGAUCUGAACAUAUCGCUCAAAACUUCAUGACAUCUGACAGAGCUUCAAAAUGGUGGUUUGAGCAAGAACAUUAGUGUUUGAGAUGAAGUCUUUGGCAAGAAUGCUAACAUUUGGGACGUACCAUGCAAAAAAUAAAUAAAUAAAUAACAAAAUGUCCCACGGACUUCUUAUAAAAAAAGUGUACAUUUCUAAAUUGCUAAGGAUGUAUACUUCAGUAUAUGAUACUAAAAUCAGUUUAGGUGUAUUAAUCUAGCUCUCAAACUAACACAAGCUAGCAAAUCUCUGUUAGCUAGUUAAAUGUUCUCAGAGAAACAACAGGAAUUAGAUUUCAGUACAGUUGGAAUGUUAAAUAUUUAGUAUAAAACCGAUCCUAUUAGUUUCCAAAUAAAUCAAUUUAUUAGCGUUAGUUUAUUAGUGAUAUUUUUAAAUUUCAGUAUAGUGACUAAGAUCUAAACGUCAGAUCCACACACCCUCCAUGCUAAUGCAGUGGCUGCACACGCUGAUAUUUUGACAAGUCAGAAUUCUAUACCCUGUAAAUAGAAAUGCUUUCUAUAGAACUGCCUAUGACGAACUAAGUGCGCUCCUAUAUAAAGAUAUAUAUCAUGUAUAUGUUUAUCAUUUUUACAUUUUUUUGUUUCAGUACGAUUGAACUACUGAAUGAGACCCCGAUUAGCAAAACAGCACAGUUAGCGCACUGAAGCUUUCCCAGUAUUUAUGGAUAUGUAUUUAUGAACAAAUAUCUGGCUACAUAAAGUUGUAAAUAGUUUACGGUUAUGUUCCUGUGGUGUAAAGCCGAUGGUGAGGCACAUGCGCAGAAAUUCCACUGCGAAACUAACGUCCAAAACAGAGAAUUUGUUAAUAUUAUGGCAAUACUAGUGUGGCUAAUAUUUGUUAGGCGCACACAUAUUCCUUAGCGAUAAAAAAGUAAAAACAAUGUAGCUUUGCUAGCAUGAAUUACCAUGCACAUAUUUUUUCUAUUCUUCUGUUCCUGUAUUAACUGAUACGCAAGUUCACAGUAGCACAGCUGCAUUAGCUUAGCAUCUGUUAUUUGUUUGAGAUUCAUGAGUAAACUUAAUAAGCAAAAGAGCUAACAAAGCCAUGACAGCAUUGAGUUUACUCAUGAAUCUUGGGUUAAUCAAAAGUUUUAGAUUCCAGGAAAAAAGAAAAUAAAAAAAACAUUGACGUGCCUUGACUUUCUGGGUGUGUGUAUAAGUGUGUCACAUCAGUUUUCAGCUGAAUUCCAGACAGUUUUGUGAGAAGGACGAACGGUAAUUAAAGCCAACCUCACACGCUACAUGCAAACCAUAAUAGCAAAGUGGAAGACGUUGGUGUGCAUUCCUCUAAACCACAGCUGCACAAAACAUGUUAGCAUUCGCUAAACGUCCUCGGCCUCCAGCACACACGUUCACAAACGCUGAAAGAAUCACUGAUGUUGCUAAUUAGCACAGCUGCUAGGCACUUUCCCUCCAGGAUAAAGCAGCAGCCGCGUUUCGUUUUCUCAGCAACAAAAACACGUGAUUAGUGUGAUGCUAACGUUGUGUUUUAUGUCUUCCGAUUUUUAAUCUGUAAAGAAACUCUAUUUUGUAGGGAAAUUUUAACGACAAAUUAUAAAUUAUUUUUUGAAAUGUUUUAUGAGCAUGUGUACAUUUUGUACAGAUGAAAUUUUGUAUGGCGUCUUUUGUACCGAUUAUUGGUGGUUUUGGUGUUUCUUUUUUGGGGAAGCAGUGUGUGUUUAAAUUCAGCGUGACUGUUAGAUAAAUCAGCAUAAUGCCAUUAAACAAUGAUAGCUGUGCUGUGAACAGAGACUGGACCCCUUGGUGUACAUCAUCAAUACAGGGACAUAGUAUAUAAGGAACUGAAUGAAUAAUAAUGAAAUGUUCUCAUGCAUGCUUUAGCAUUUCUACCCAGGUAGCAGAUUUAGAUGUGUAGCAUUAAUCUUAAAGGUGAACUGUAGGUUUUAAACUGUUUCAGUCCAACUACAAGCAUGUGUUUUUAUUCCAUCAGUUAACAAGAAUUAUAGUCUGUCAUACUCUUUGGCUGCUAGCACUGCUAAAGUGUCUGUCUCUCAGCCAAUGAGAACAAAUACGAGUAGACUGAUGUUAGCAAAACAUGCUUGAUUAAAUACUUAAUAAGUGAUGGAAUGAAAGCAGCACUUGUUAGUGCACUUGUUAGUUUAGGUAGCCCCCUUAGUUAUGUCCCCUUGUUCAGAGGGGUCCAGUCACUGUGCUGUUCUCUCAGUUUGUGUUCAGUGAUUAGUGCAAUUCCACAGCUUUGUUUUCCCAGUAAAUUUCCUCUCUGGGGCAGUGGUUUGUUUCACUAUCCACUCUGUCGUGUCUUAUUAUGGGAUGCUCAGAUGAUUUCCCUCUACCUCAUGUGUAUAGCCUGUAGGUAUAAACUGAUCAUGCGUGACUGGUAAGAAUGUAUUUAAGUUAUUUAACAUCUUUGUAUAACAAAGGCAAGAAAAUCUGAAAAUAUUAAAUGGAUUUUUAAAGAAA